AUGUUUAGGCCUGCGUCGCUGGGCGGCUUUGCCGCGCUUCGGGCCGGCCUGGGCCGCGCCAGGCUGCAAGUGCCCAUGUGCCGCCAGCCCUGCGGCUCCCGCGCGGCAUCCAGCGACGUUUCUGCGAGUGCUGGACCCCUAUCUACACCUGCAAGCGGAGAUGUAAAGCUCUACGCGCCAUAUAUCGUGAAGGAGAUUCAGCCUCCCCGUGGAGGCAGCCCAAUCUAUUGGAGCGUGCGCAGAGGGAUUUUCAGAGCGAAGACCAACUUCAUGCUCCUAUCGCGUCAGAUGCGCUGGAACAUAUGCCUGGUGCGCACGUCUUUCGCCGGCGUGCCGAAGCAAUCGUACGACCCGAAGAUCAACCAGUGGGUCAAGCUAAUGGACAACGAGGAAUGGGGAGGCGUCGGAGGCCGGCUGUGGGUCGACAUUUCCAACCACCUGAUGUUCAACAUCUUCCUGGCAUUCGUGCUAUACGCGUGCUACUUCCGCUUCAUCACGAACAACAAGCACAACGUCUUCGCGAAAUGGGCGAACACAGAGGAGGAAGACGACGACGAAUGA
Messenger RNA from Babesia ovata, 561 nucleotides. RefSeq lists its product as uncharacterized. The record is from RefSeq and is a predicted model, not a curated record. Bases 1 to 561 code for a protein of 186 amino acids. The transcript has a single exon. Lineage: Eukaryota; Apicomplexa; Aconoidasida; Piroplasmida; Babesiidae.